AUGUCAGAAAGCAACACGUUUGUAUACCAUUUCUUUAAUGUCUACAUCGGCGUACCAGUAGCAAUCAUAGGCACCAUAACCAGCGCACUGAGUUUGUGCUUCUUUUAUAAAGACAACACCACCACUCUGGGAACUCGACUUUUGCUGUCAUCCGUCGCUUUGAAUGACAUUGGCUACCUGCUGUUAAGGACUUUCUACCGCCUGAAACGCGAGCUCACCGACUCGGAGUCUGCAGCCUGGGAAAUUACCCUGUCGAUCAUAUUCUUCAGCCUCAACGUCUUCGAGAUGGUCCGCAAUUGGCUGGUGAUUGUUAUCGGAGUGGAACGCCUUCUGCUCUUCCGCAGCCCCCUCGAUUUCCGGAGAUGUUGGACAGUCAAGGCAGUCGGGCUGACUAUAGGGGGCAUCCUGGCGUUUUCCGUCGCCAUACGUGUCCCCUCGCUCAUAUUUGGGCUCCCUGGAAUAUCAAAAGAGUUAGCCAGAACUUCGCGAAUGGCGCAUCUCCUAAUCGAGUGCAUCUUCUUUGCAACCCUCCCAGUCAUGCUGAUGGUCCUUCUUUCCAUGGCAACGACAUUCCAAGUGAGGAAGAACGUAGUUCAGAGAGGCCAACUGGGGUUGGACGGCGCCGCGAAGAACUACAAGCAGAUCUCGGUGAUUCUGAAGACCAUCCUGUGGACUUUUAUGGCCUUUUCCAUUCCAUGCGUGCCCUCCAGCAUCUUUCACUUCUACUGCCAGUACCAGAGAGCUUGCACGUCACCGAAGAUGGACUUAGCAGAGGAUGUCGUGAGCUCAAUGGCGAAUUUCUUCUCCAUUCUGAACUCCACCUCCAACUUCUUCAUCUACAUUGUCCAAUCGAGGAGUACAGAUAAUACGCCUUUCUUGGCUCUGGGCAACCACGCAUUGACCAUGCUUAAAAUGAAGAAGUGGGCUGCGGGAGUUGGUGGCAGGAGAAGAACAAACGAGCGUCACCUCGAAACCGGCACAAUCGUGAGCAUCCUCGACGCAUGUCGGCGUCUCUUCAGUUUGAAACCCACGCACCAGCACUUUGGAGAGUGUGUCGAGGCAGAACCACCGACCCCAGUGUAA
Mesocestoides corti is the source of this 1083-nucleotide messenger RNA. NCBI's taxonomy places the organism in Eukaryota, Metazoa, Platyhelminthes, Cestoda, Cyclophyllidea, Mesocestoididae. The record is from the annotation of a GenBank genome assembly.